Molecule: messenger RNA, 1282 nt
Organism: Tachysurus fulvidraco (yellow catfish)
Lineage: Eukaryota; Metazoa; Chordata; Actinopteri; Siluriformes; Bagridae
Product: transcription cofactor HES-6-like
Exons: 4
Coding region: 172-849 (225 amino acids)
Biological process (GO): anterior/posterior pattern specification; regulation of transcription by RNA polymerase II; regulation of neurogenesis
Cellular component (GO): nucleus
Molecular function (GO): DNA-binding transcription factor activity, RNA polymerase II-specific; protein dimerization activity; RNA polymerase II cis-regulatory region sequence-specific DNA binding
Source: RefSeq, a predicted model, not a curated record
AACUCGGCGUCACGCUCGCGCUGCGUAGGAGAGAAUCCCAUAACACACACUAUACACUCCACAUCCCGUCAUAACGCACCUCAGCUCAGCUCAGUGUCUAAUACACGACUGAAACACACAAACACACAAACACCUACAGCGUUCCGGUACCAACCAGGACCCUGUUCCAUCAUGCCGUUCACGUCUCGUGCAGGAAAAAUAGGAUUGUGGACGGUUUCGGAAGAUGAAGAUUGCAAAGGAGACCGGAAGACAAGAAAGCCGCUGGUGGAGAAAAAGCGGCGCGCGCGCAUUAACGAAAGUCUACAGGAGCUCCGAGGGCUGCUGUCCGACACCGAGUUGCAUGCAAAGAUGGAGAAUGCAGAAGUGCUCGAGCUCACGGUGAAGCGGGUGGAAAACAUCCUUCGGGAUCAGUCACAUGAGACGGACAGCAUGAGUCGCGAGGCCAGUGAGCGGUUCGCAGCGGGCUACAUCCAGUGCAUGCACGAGGUCCACACUUUCGUGUCCACAUGCUCCGGUAUCGACGCCAUCGUAGCGGCGGAACUACUCAACCACCUGCUGGAGUGCAUGCCGUUAAAUGAGGACCUGCAGGACUCAAUUCUUGAUCUAGAAUCCGAGCUUGUGUCUCCUACGCGUGCGAGACCGCAAGUCAGUUCACCGGGAGCGCGCGCGCCGGCUCUGUCCCCGAACUCUACCACCAGCGGCGCUGAAGAGGAUCCAAGCUCCGACCUGGAGGAGAGCUUCAGCGAGUCAGCUCCGGGGACUGCGGCAGAGCACGUGGAGGAGCAGGAGGAGGAGCACCGGAGUAAAGCCGCCGCCCCCCAUUGUACAUCCAUGUGGAGACCGUGGUAGAGUCGCUGCAGGACAUCACUCUGUUAUCCGCACUUCUGUUGUGACCUUCAGGUUUAUAAAGUGUAUAAAGUUUCACAGAACAAAAUCACUACUGACUUAAAUUUAUUUAUUUAAUUUUUUUAGCUUUCUCUUUUUGGUAUAAUUUAAAUCUCAGUAUAUUUUAAAUGCAGAAAAAUAUGUAGCUUUUUCAACCUAAAGCACCAAUAAACAGAUUAAUGAUUUAUUUAUAGAUGAGUUUUAUAGCUGGUAGUAAAUAUCAUUAUAUACUUUAAUACUGAUUAUCUGUUUAUGUCCUGCAUGUAAAACGUUAUUUAUGAAAUUAAGGUGAUAUUUUAAGCAGGUCUGUAGCAAUAUUGUAAUUGUUUUAUUUGCAUUAUUUUUGUUUAGUUCCUAUCCUAGUUAUAAUAGACUUUUGCAAAUGUUAAUAAUAAAG